UAAGGCAGAAAGUAGCUACUGCUACAUCCAGUAUUUACAUGCCUGUUUCCAAACUAGCAUGCAGAUUACUUGCUAUUAAGAACAACAAACAUUUAUGAGUCCUUCAGUUAAUUAUUGUCUUUUGUGGUUUUAUUAUCUUAUGAAAUGGCUAGUUUAACCACCCCUCCUAAAGACCUGAGCUCCACUUCUUGCUUCCUGCUUCUUGUUCAGUCUGAGAAAAAGUAUUAGAAGUUACUCUGACAUCUUACUUGUGUCGACUCAACUAGAGUGUGGUAAACCAACUGAAGAGAAGAUUUUUUUUCCGCAAAUUUCAGAUUCAGCAACAAGAAUGUCUCAAACUGCCGUACCCGUGAACUCUUCGACGCUCGUCAUCCAGUUUCAACCACCAACACAAACAACAGCAGCUGGAACUGGGACAAAUGCUCCUGUGCCUGUUUAUGUACAGCAGCCAGCAGGAGUUUCACCUCUUCAUGGACUUCAGGCAUUUCUGAAAGGCCAACCAAAAGCUCUUGGGACUGUCCAGAUAAUGAUUGGUCUGUGGACUCUCCUGUUGGGAAUUGUGUCUACACUUUUUGCAGAAUCCAUCUCUGUCUUUAGUGGUAUUGUUUACUGGGGAUCAAUCAUUUACAUUUCCGCAGGCUCACUUUCCAUUGCUGCAGAAAACAAAAUGAAUUCACCCUCCAGUUUGUGUUUGGUGAAAGGUUCACUUAGAAUGAACAUUUUCAGUAUGUUAACUGCAGGCACUUCCAUCAUCAUAAUUUCAUUGGAUUUGGUUCUAGGGCCAUUGAACAGUUACUGCGACUAUUAUGAUUGUUAUUAUAUCGAGGAAAAGUAUAAGAUUCUCUUCUGGGGAAUCAGUAUUGUAACAUUGAUAUUCGCAGUCCUUGAGUUUAUCAUCUCCAUCUAUCUGUCAGCAUUUGCCUGUAAAGCCACCUCCUGCUGUUGUACUCCACAGGUUCCGUUUGUUCCACAAGUUAUAACUCAACAGCACUGUUGUUUUGGGCACAAUCACUUCCAUGAUCUUAACAAUUCCCAGAUAUCUGUGGUCAGCAGCCCUUCAAUGCAUCACCUUCCUGUAGAAAAUCCUCCACAAUACAAUGAAUAUAAUGUAUGAAUAUUAAAACAGAGUUGAUGUGGGACACAUG
Megalobrama amblycephala (Wuchang bream) is the source of this 1145-nucleotide messenger RNA. Its product is annotated as membrane-spanning 4-domains subfamily A member 4A-like. Bases 329 to 1114 code for a protein of 261 amino acids. Gene Ontology annotation, cellular component: membrane. The record is from RefSeq and is a predicted model, not a curated record. The transcript is spliced from 8 exons. NCBI's taxonomy places the organism in Eukaryota, Metazoa, Chordata, Actinopteri, Cypriniformes, Xenocyprididae.